GGCCGGAUUUGAACCUAGGACCUCCCGUCUCUAGGCCUGGCUCUCAAUCCACUGAGCUACCCAGCUGCCCCUCAUCGAUAUUUAUCGAGUGCCCCCUAUGGGCCAAGCGCUGGGCUGAGACUGCUAGGAAUUCUAAAGAAGAGACUAAGGAAGUCCUCAAGGAUCUAACUGAGAGUCUAAGAGUCAGAGGGCCUGAAUUCAAAUGAUAGACAUGCUACUUUGUUUCUUCAUCCAACAAUGGAGAAGUUGGAUUGGGUGUUCCCAUCCAAAUAUUACGACGCCAUGAAGUGAGGGGGGCAAAGUGCGACCCAAAGACAGGGAGGAAAGGAAUGGCACUGUCGGCAAAGGUCAUUAACGAGGAAUCCCGGCAGCCUUCCUGAAGGAGAGGGACCCAAGCUGCAUCUCCAGGGAGAUUAGCAGGAGAAGGCAUCGAGCAGAUGGGGGCAGUACUGAGAUAGCAAAAGAGGGCCUAGCCCCGACCUGAAAACCUGCCCUACCUAGCUCGGCCUCCUGCUGCCAGCAGCCAAUGAAUGCCUAGAAUCGCGGGCUGCUUCCAUUGGAUGGAGCCUCAGACCACCUGAUUCACGACGACGAAUGGAAAAGUAACUUUGGGGUUUCCGGGGUCUCGCAGCCCCUACUUGGCGUGGAGCCCGCCUUCUCUCAGUACUUAUUGGACGCUGGGACAGAGGUCUGUCUUCCAUUGGCCUGCGUAGGAGAGAAGGGUGGAAUCAUUUCGUGCCGCUUCGCUGUGUCAGAGGCCCCGGCCCGGCCCGGCCCGGCCCGGAUUCUGGGUUGCCAUGGCGUCCUACUUUGAGGAGCACGACUGCGAGCCGGGGGUGCCCGAAGAGCAGUACCGACAGAAUGCGCUCCUGGAGUUGGCGCGGACACUUUUCAAUGGAAUGGACAUUGAGUUGGCAUCUGCUGACUUCACUGACUGGGACCACAGAUUGCCUCCUCCUGCUGCCAAGAGAGCUGUUCAGAAUCUGCCAAAAGCCAUCAUUACAGGGGCCCAGGCUGACAAAGGCCUGAAAUGCCCUGUUUGCCUUGUGGAGUUUGAAGAAGGACAGACAGCCCUAGAGAUGCCCUGCCAGCACCUCUUUCAUUCAGACUGCAUUCUGCCCUGGCUGGGCAAGACCAACUCCUGCCCACUGUGCAGAUGUGAACUGCCCACAGACAAUGAAGAAUAUGAAGAACAUAAGAAAGACAAAGCUCGAAAGCAGCAGCAGCAGCAUCGCCUUGAAUACCUCCAUGGAGCCAUGUAUACAUGACAGGCUUGCCUUCCCCCUCCCAACACUUUUCCUUCUGCCUCUCUCCAACUUCCUCCCAUUGUUCCAAGCUCUGCCCUCUUAGAGACCCCUCCUCCCCUUGCUCCCCUUGCCAAUCGAACACAACUCUCUCAGGGUUCCCCUGGGCCUCAGAUCUCCAAACAUCUCCAGUCCCUUUUCCUCCACCUUCAUGUGGUAUCUUCAAAGUCCUUGGCUGUCCUGGCUGCUCUCAGUGUCCUUCAUUGGAUCGCUGUUCUUCCUAAAACCAAGACAUUCUGGUUUCUUUAUUUCCAUUCUGAGGAAAAGUCCUUCGUGCAGCCAGACACUCAGUUCUUCAAAACAGAUGGCAAAACAUUCAAGAGUUAGACUUUUAAUAGAUAUAAAAAAGUACUAAAAUA
Gracilinanus agilis (Agile Gracile Mouse Opossum) is the source of this 1663-nucleotide messenger RNA. Its product is annotated as E3 ubiquitin-protein ligase RNF181-like. Gene Ontology annotation, cellular component: cytoplasm. The record is from RefSeq and is a predicted model, not a curated record. Gene Ontology annotation, molecular function: ubiquitin protein ligase activity. The transcript is spliced from 6 exons. The coding region runs from base 798 to 1268 and encodes 156 amino acids. NCBI's taxonomy places the organism in Eukaryota, Metazoa, Chordata, Mammalia, Didelphimorphia, Didelphidae. Gene Ontology annotation, biological process: protein ubiquitination.